UUUGGAUCCUUCAGAUGGGAUGUCAGUGCAAUGGAGCAACUUCCGGAUUAUAUGAAGACAUGCUUUCUAGCCCUCAUUAACACAACCAAUGGAACAGCCUAUUAUAUCCUUAAAGAGAAGGGGAUAGACAUCAUUCCAUGCCUAAGAAAAGCAUGGGCAGAUCUAUGCAAGUCCUUCUUGGUGGAGGCAAAUUGGUACCACAGUGGUUAUACUCCAACAUUUAAGGAGUACUUGGAUAAUGCAUGGAUUUCUUCAUCUUGUCCUGUGCUUUUGACUCAUGCAUACUUUUGUGUGAGCACAGAAAUCACCAAGGAAGGUCUAGAAUGCACAAUGAGUUAUCCGGAUAUUGUGCAAUACACAUCCAAGAUCUUUCGACUUUGUAAUGAUUUGGCAGGUUCAAAGAAGGAACUUGAGAGAGGUGAUGUAUCAUCAGCCAUCCAAUGUUAUAUGCAUGAUGAGGGUGUUUCAGAGUCUGUAGCUCGCGAACAUAUAAGGGAUAUGAUUGAUGCCUUUUGGAAAGAACUGAAUGGAGCUCGCUUUGACAAUUCUCCAUUUGAGGAAUCCUUCAUAGUUACAGCCAUGAAUGUGGCUCGAAUGGUGGAAUGCAUGUAUCAAUAUGGAGAUGGUCACACCAUGCCAGGCCAUGAGACUAAGGAUCGAGUAAAGUUAUUGUUAAUCGACCCGAUUCAGCUCAAAUAGUGAUAUGAAAUGCUUCUAGCAUCUUACCAAA
Elaeis guineensis (African oil palm) is the source of this 730-nucleotide messenger RNA. The record is from RefSeq and is a predicted model, not a curated record. NCBI's taxonomy places the organism in Eukaryota, Viridiplantae, Streptophyta, Magnoliopsida, Arecales, Arecaceae.